Messenger RNA from Octodon degus (degu), 1335 nucleotides. RefSeq names its product leukocyte immunoglobulin-like receptor subfamily A member 5. Gene Ontology annotation, molecular function: inhibitory MHC class I receptor activity. Bases 85 to 879 code for a protein of 264 amino acids. The record is from RefSeq and is a predicted model, not a curated record. NCBI's taxonomy places the organism in Eukaryota, Metazoa, Chordata, Mammalia, Rodentia, Octodontidae. The transcript is spliced from 5 exons. Gene Ontology annotation, biological process: cytokine-mediated signaling pathway.
UGUCACACUGAGUUUCUCUUCGGGACCUGCAAGACAGUGUACUCACACUUUUCUGCAGAGCUGUGACCAGAGUUUGGAGAAGCCAUGAACCCCACCAUCACGGCUCUGCUCUGUAUGGGGCUUAAUAUGAACCUCAGGACCCGCGUUCAGGCAGGGACCUUCCCCAUACCCAGUCUCUGGGCUGAGCCAGGAUCUGUGAUACCGCGGGGGGAAACUGUGACCCUCUGGUGUGAGUGGACUCUGGGGUCCCAGCCAUGCCUUCUGGUUAAGGAGAAAAGCCGAGUACCUUGGAAGAUACAGAUGCCAGAAAAUUCUAUGAACAUUUCCAACUUCUCCAUACCAUCCAUGACAGAGUACCAUGCAGGGCGCUAUCACUGUUCUUGUCGGAGCUAUGCUGGCUGGUCAGAGCACAGUGGUGCCCUUGAGCUGGUGGUAACAGGUUUCUAUAGUAAACCCAACAUCUCAGCCCUGCCCAGCCCUGUGUUGAUCUCAGGAAGGAAUAGCACACUCUUGUGUGAAUCCUGGCAAAGAUAUGACAGGUUCAUUCUGACUAAGGAAGGACGAGAUAAGCUCUCUUGGACCUUGAACUCAGAGAAAGGCCCUCGUGGGGAGGUCCGGGCCACAUUCCCUGUAAGCUCUGUGAAUUUGAACCACAGUUGGACUUUCAGAUGCUAUGGUCAUUAUCGGAGCCAACCUCAGGUGUGGUCAGAGCCCAGUGAUGCCCUGGAGCUUCUAAUCUCAGCCCCACAUACCCAGGACUACACUGUGGGAAAUCUCGUCCGAAUGGGCCUGGCUUGCCUGGUCCUUGUGGUCCUCGGGAUCCUGCUAUUUGAGGCUCAGCACAGCCAGAGGAGGACACGAGAUGCUGCCAGGAAGUAAAGACAGCAGACAGCAAGCAAUAACUGCUUGGAGUGGUGGAGUCCUGGAUUCAAACCCAGUGGUCUCAAGAAGGCUUCAGCAGAAAAGAUGCUGAAUAUCUGGACUUCUAUGUAGUAAUUAUCCAGUAUGUCGUCGUGUUCCAAGCAUGGGGACAUGGCAGGUGUCACGCAGAGAUCUGUCCAUCAGGGAAGUUCAGUGCUCCCCUCCAUCUCACUGAAGGCUCUUCUGGAGGUCCCAGCUCACUUCCCAGCUCCAUAGUUGAGGCUGCACCUCUUCUACCAGGUUCGGGUCUCACUUAGCACCCUUCGUGCCCAGCUCCACUUUCAGGUGACAUUUUCCUUAACUAUAAUUACAAUAUUCCCCAGUGUGUAUGAAUGAGAUUCCAUCCUUUUGGCUAAUGACCUACAGUUGGUUCAGAUAAUACAAAAAUAUGCAAAAAUAAGAUUCCAGAGCCAG